This is a messenger RNA of Hirsutella rhossiliensis, 447 nucleotides long. RefSeq names its product ribosomal protein l7Ae/L30e/S12e/Gadd45 family domain-containing protein. The transcript has 3 exons. Gene Ontology annotation, molecular function: structural constituent of ribosome. The coding region runs from base 1 to 447 and encodes 148 amino acids. The record is from RefSeq and is a predicted model, not a curated record. Gene Ontology annotation, cellular component: ribosome; cytosolic small ribosomal subunit. Lineage: Eukaryota; Fungi; Ascomycota; Sordariomycetes; Hypocreales; Ophiocordycipitaceae. Gene Ontology annotation, biological process: translation.
AUGUCGGACGUAGAAGAGAACAACGCCCCCGAGGUCGCGGCCGAUGAGGUCGAGGUUUCCGCCGACGCCCCCAAGGGCCAGAUGUCCGUCCUGGAUGCUCUGAAGGGCGUCCUGAAGCACGCCCUCAUGCACGACGGCCUUGCCCGCGGUCUGCGCGAGGCUUCCAAGGCCCUCGACCGUCGCCAGGCCCACAUGUGCGUCCUCAACGAGAACUGCGAGGAGGAGGCCUACAAGAAACUGGUCGUCGCGCUGUGCGAUGAGCACAAGAUCCCCCUCAUCAAGGUCCAGGACGGCAAGCAGCUCGGCGAGUGGGCCGGUCUCUGUGUUCUCGACCGCGAGGGCAAUGCCCGCAAGGUGGUCAACUGCUCCUGUGUCGUGGUCAAGGACUGGGGUGAGGAGUCGCAGGAGCGGUCUAUCCUGCUCAACUACUUCCAGACUUCGCAGUAA